AUGGACAAGUGUGAUCUCGGCGAGGCCGACUGGGAGGUGGUUGGGAAGAGCCCAGCGAGACGCUUACUCAUUCAGUUCAGCGGGGAUGCCAACGCAUCCGCGCGGAAGGUCAGAGCCUUCUACAGCAAGCUCAAUGGGCCCGACGGUGAAUGGGUCAACACAGAAGUUCACAGUAUCCAUGGCCAGUCAACAAGACUCUUCCUCGGCCUGGGCCGCUCGGGGACAACGGCGCGAAGGGAGUUCCAGACCAAGAAGCUUGCCCGAUUGUGCAAAGCACAGGAUGCCACGAAGUGGCGGCGAAGUGACCGACAGCAGGGCAUCAUAUACUGCAACGACAUGCCAGUCCUUUCCAUUUUGGUCGGCUCCGCACAGGACGAGCCCACCCGUCUGCGCCUCAAUUGCAACGGUUGCCUUCAGCACGGCAUCAAUCGAGAGGAGAUCCGCGUGCAGUUCGAGCAAUUCUUCCAGACCUCGAAGAAAGUGGUCGCGUUCAUGUUGCAGGUGCUGAACUCCAUGGCCGCGCUCGCCUUGCAGGAGGCCCAUAGCUCAGAAGCGGAGCUCAGCCAUGACAUUCACCUAGCGCGCAGGGAAGCGGCCUGCUUCGCCUCCAUCCCCAAUCGCGGCGCUGGUGGGGUUGCGCCACUCUUGCCCGGGAUCUCGCCGGCCGACGCUGCUGACCCUGAUCAAUUCCGCCACUCGGAGCCCAUCCCUGGUCGCGCCCAACGCCUACAAAUCAAAUCAGACGUCUCAAAGGCUGCAGCGGGCACGCUUCCUAGCAUGAUCGCGAUCUACAACGCCCGCAACUUCCAGCUUACCGCGGGCCAGGUCCAACACGCAAGGGGCGCGAUUCGUGCCGAGCUCAGCACUGCUGAACAACAACCAGAGAGGAUCGCCGCGCUCGUCAUGGGUGACUUCAACUUCAUGGACGAGGCCCCGCUAGAGCUGACGGCACCGCUGGUGGGCCCCGAGCUACCAUCGCACUACGCCGAGCAGUCGCAGCAGUGCACCGGGAUUGACAAAAUCUACAUCAGCUCGCCGCUGUGGCCCCUGAUCCAGUGGUGCGCGGAGGGCAGCGAGCGGCAGCCAAUCCCGCAGUGCAUCUUCGAGAGCCCCCUCUUCACCAAAUGCUUCGACCUGCUGAGAGAGGCGGCCAACGUGGACAACUACCCACCCUUCAUUCGCCUCAAGGAAUGCAAGCGCCUCAUCCGCGAAGCAGCCAGGCUGACGCACAACGACAUGACGGACGCGCGCGCCCCAUGCUCGGCGGCUGCUCUGAUGACGUGCAGAGCGAUCUCGAGGGCCGCGUGGAGGAAUGACUGGAAGAGCGCACGCACGUUGCAUGCUCGAACUAAGCUCGGAGCGAAGUUCCUGGACAUUUCAGACAGCAACAACAUCGCGCUGAUCGAGCCUGGGACCUUUCGUCGUACAUUCGAGAUGCACCAGCAGGAGUGCCUGGAUCAGCGCUCGGAGGCGCUUCAGCAGGAGGAGCAAGCGAGGGAGACCCACCCCCGCCAGAGACAACGCCUCCGCAAGAUGCAGAGGGCGAUCCAGAGGCGCGGCAAGCUCUGGGCCCCCACUGGUAAGGUGCUGAAGCUCAAGGCCAUAGAGGUCCUUCACGACCACAGCACCGCUGAGAAGCCUGAGGACAUGAUCUCCGAGCUUCGACGCCAGUGGCCUCCUGUAUUCCAGGCGAAGCCGAGCCGCGACAAGCACGUCAGGCGCUACCUGGACAAGCACAUCAUUCCUUACGACUGCUCCCAGAUGGACAUUCCGACGCUGGGCAAAAUGCGGAACCUCAUUCGCAGGCUCAACAAUUCGGUCGCGAUCGAGACAAUGAAAGGCUUGCCCGUGCCGUUGGACUCCAACGACUCGCUCAUGAUUUUCACUCCGAAGGGGCCGGAACCAGAUGAUAGAAUCUCAGCCACCAGACUUGCCAAGGCCACGAGACCCCUCUCGCUAAAGAACACGGGCUGCAAGAUCGUCGCUGCCAUGGUCAACGAGAUGAUGAAGCCUAUCGUUGCGGAAGGGGCCCACGGGGCGCAGAAGGGCUUCCUGCCGAAGCGGCGAUUCAUCGAACAUGUGGUGGCUAUGGGCGCGCAGUCCCGCAUCGCUGCCAUGCAUGAUGACUUGACAAACAAAGACCCGCUGAUGGUCCUAUACGACUUCGGUGAUGCCUUUCCUUCGACGUGCAGAACAUGGCUCAACAUAGCGCUGGAGAAAGCGGACUUCCCCGAGGGCGUCCGCAACAUGAUUGAGGCGGUCUACCUCCUACCUGUUGCCUUCGCCAACCUUGCGGGCGCCAUCGAGUACUUCUGUGCCCUCACCUCGGGCAUUCUUCAGGGGUGCCCUUGGUCGGGCACGCUGUGUGCGGCGGGCGUGGGCCCGCUGAUCAGGGACUUGCACUCGAGGGCGGCGCGCUUCAAGGGCGCG
Messenger RNA from Prorocentrum cordatum, 2430 nucleotides. The record is from the annotation of a GenBank genome assembly. Lineage: Eukaryota; Dinophyceae; Prorocentrales; Prorocentraceae.